GGCCCCGGGCGGUCGCUGGGGGCGGGCCGAGGCGGGAAGCGCUUCCGGGGCGGCGCGGCCUGGCCGAGAGCGGGCGGUGUGUGAAUCAGGACUGUCGGUAGCAGCUCGUGCCAAGAAAACCCCAGAAACCAGUCUUCCUGAGAGCACUAGAGGAGAAAGGUGUUUCCACAAUGGCUGCUGAGUUGGAUUUCUCUCCACCGGAGAUCCCCGAGCCCACAUUCAUGGAGAACGUGCUACGCUAUGGACUCUUCUUCGGAGCCAUUUUCCAGCUUAUCUGCGUGUUAGCCAUAAUCCUGCCAGUUUCCAAGUCCCAUAAGACAGACUCGGACAGUUUUGAGCCGAAGACGUCAGAGACAGUGAAGAAGCCAAAGGCAACUGCUCCGCAGAUAAGCAAGAAACCCAAGAAAGAAACAAAGAAGAAACGAUAAAGGCUUGACCAACGAACCUCAAAAGACAAAACAAUCACCUGUAAUCAUGCUUCCUCGGAGAUGACAUCAAAGGCAACUAACUAUAUGAAAUGGUUUUCUGGCAAUGCCAUGCUUCAGCUUUCAGGGACAAGGGAGAGGAACUUAUAAAAGUGGAAGGGAAGGGCUUCUGCCUUAGAUUUUUUUAUAUUUCUUUUUACAAGCAAAGAGGACUUCACAUAUCCAGGACUUCAUUUGACGUGAUUAAUUUAUCAGUCACCAUCAAAGUGACUUCUGUCAUUUUUGAUGGGUGGAGAGGCUUGUCCUAUCUACUCGAUGCUGGCCAGGAUUUGUAGAACAGUCCCCGUGGAAGGUGGAGCAUGGGUUUGCUACUUUGGAUACCGGUUUGUGUUGUAUUUUUUGAAGGCAGAAGGAUCAAAUGGAUCAAGGAUACCACACUACAUAGCUUUGCAUUCAUCUCUGUUGUCAUCUAGUCUGAAAUACAUAGCUGCAUUUUAUGGCUCAAUAAUAAUGGCUUUGUCAUAUUCUUUAAUUCUUUGGUAAUAACUCAUCAGAUGCCAGACUGCUGUAAGAUGAAAGCUUUCAUUUCCUCAGCGUCGCUACCUCUUUCUUAUUCCCCACCCCUGUACUCUUCCUUUCUAUUCCCUUUCUUGAAAGCAGGAGUCUUUCAGGGAAUUGAGAUGGUGGUGGAGACUGCAGUGACUACAGGAAUCACCGUUCUGGAAGGUGCUCAAUGCCCAGAGUAAUGGCAUGUCCUUGGACACUUGGGAAGACCAGAUGCUGCCUGCUGGAGAAAAGCUGCUCUGAGGUGGGGGACUUGAAGUGCUGCGUUUGUCAUGCAUCAACCAGCACUGCCUAGCCGUGCUGUUUAUAAACCUUCCUGUGAGCUAGCUCAGCCUUAACCAUGCGCUCCAUUUCAACACAGCUGGGGUUUGUUGAAUUUGCAAACACCCUCCCAGCCAUACCUGCUACACAGUAUGCUGCGUCUCCUCUUGUUGAUUUUUUUCCUGAAGUUAAAUGGGAUCUCAGCCUGAGGAGAUGCGGUGAGCUGGCUGUGUAGCAUGACUCUAUGGCAAGAGACACAUACGCUAUGUUCCUUCAGGCCCUGGCUCUCCAGGGCCAGGGACAAUCUAGUAUUAGAUUUAAAUAUGGCUAGACAGGACUGGAAAGAGAUAGGUGGUGACGUAGCCACGGAGUCUCUGUAGGGCAGUUCAAGCUUCCUGAUGCCAGCUCACAUCUUGGUUUGUUUGAUCACGAAUGAGUCAAUGGGAGGAGAACCUGCUGUUUUAGGCGCACCCAGGGUUCAGAGCGGCUUUGAAGGAAAGGGUUCUCUGGCGGGGCUGCAAGUCUGCGAUCCUUUUUGCAUACGUAGACUCCCAUCCUCCAUUCACAAAUGCCUUGUGAGCCUGGGUAUGGCAGCAGCGCUGUGCUCCAUGUGGUCUCUAACAGAAGCCUAGCAGCACGUCCGCAGAAGCCAUCGGUUCGCAAAAGGCUGUAUUUUCUGCUCCUUCCUGCUUUUGGUGGGUGAGCCAGGUGGAUCCCUGUGCCAGUUCGAUUCCAGCCCCUUACUGCUUCCCUGCUCCACGUUCUGUGCUUCUUUUAACCAGAAUGCUGAUACCAUUGCACUCCUUAAAACCCAGCUUAGAGUGCUGCUUGGAAUUCAGCCCUUUUUGUUUUUUUGAAUUACUUAAAGGCAAUACUAGGAGAACAGAACAAAGCAUGUGAGACACAAGCACUCUAAAGAUGCUUUGAGUUCUCAGUACAAAGAAACGUUACAAAAAUUUCCCACGCAAAUAACGAAGAACAAUAUUGUGCUAUGAGUUUCCAUUACGGGCUUGUGCUCCUGUCUGUGAUCUGCAGGGGAAAGAAGAGUGUUGCCCUUCCCUGGAUAGGUACUGUAAAUCACUUCCUUUUUAGUAAACGAGGACGGUGGUUGUUUUAUCUAACAACUCGGUCUUUCUGCAGGUUACCUAAAGGUGGGUUCUAUUGCUUUGUUCUCACAGAACUGUAAAUAUUGAAGGAGUAGUGCACACAUUACCCAAAAUACAGAAGUGCUUCCACAGCCGAGAACCAGUUAGGGAUGAGCCCCCGUGGUUACCCUGGAAUGGCAGGCUACUACAUCAACAUCUUUGUCUAGCUGUCUAGAGGCUUAAUUGCUCAUUGCUAAGUGGAAAUCAUGGACAUUGGGGGUUCAUUUUGUCAAGGGGAAGUGGGAUUGUGUUGUAUUUCCACUCUGUUUCUAACAGCUUGAUACCUAUGUCAAUGUAUUUGUUAACUGAACUUACACUGUGUCUUUAGAAAUUACCAGUGUCCCGUGUAUUUUGGUUUUUGUUGAAAUGUGUAAUAAAUACAACCUGAGUAUCUUUGUUUACAAAAAACCUUUUUCAAAUUU
This is a messenger RNA of Oxyura jamaicensis (ruddy duck), 2817 nucleotides long. RefSeq names its product mannosidase beta like (gene MANBAL). The transcript is spliced from 4 exons. Gene Ontology annotation, cellular component: membrane. The record is from RefSeq and is a predicted model, not a curated record. The coding region runs from base 171 to 428 and encodes 85 amino acids. NCBI's taxonomy places the organism in Eukaryota, Metazoa, Chordata, Aves, Anseriformes, Anatidae.